This is a messenger RNA of Lonchura striata (white-rumped munia), 1023 nucleotides long. Its product is annotated as parvalbumin, thymic. Gene Ontology annotation, molecular function: calcium ion binding. The record is from RefSeq and is a predicted model, not a curated record. Lineage: Eukaryota; Metazoa; Chordata; Aves; Passeriformes; Estrildidae. Gene Ontology annotation, cellular component: cytoplasm.
UUCAACAAUGGCCAUCACUGACAUCCUCUCUGCUAAAGAUAUUGAAUCUGCUCUCUCCAGCUGCCAGGCUGAUGAUUCCUUCAACUACAAGUCUUUCUUCUCCAUGGUUGGUUUAUCCAGCAAAACUCCUGAUCAGAUAAAGAAAGUUUUUGGAAUCCUUGAUCAGGACAAGAGUGGUUUCAUUGAAGAAGAGGAACUGCAGCUGUUCCUGAAGAAUUUCUCUUCAAAUGCCAGAGCCCUCACCUCGGCAGAGACCAAGGCUUUUCUGGCUGCAGGAGACUCUGAUGGUGAUGGCAAAAUUGGAGUGGAAGAAUUCCAGUCUCUGGUGAAGGCAUAAACAGCAUUAAGACCAAAGACAACCUUGGACUGACUCUGCCAAUUACCUCGUCCAGCAAGCACUUCCCACUCAGCGUGUGUUCGUACAUUUUUAUAUUGUUUCAGGCAUUAACAGUUCCCCACAUGUGAAGUUCACACACCUGAUUGCUGAGAAAACUUGCAAUGUUUUGGUCACAUGGUAUUGUUACAUUUCCAUUGUAAAAAAGGCACUUUGUGAUUUUCCAUCACUGAUAAUGUUGAUAUUGUGGUUGGGAGAGGGGAGAAAACAAUUAAUAAAUCAACUAAACAAAAAGACCCUUGGGGGGGAAAAGCUGUUUUUAAAAAUUUUGUUUAGGUUCUCCAUCCUCAUACUUGAGCAUGCUGACUCACCAGAUACAGUUUUGAUGAUCUUAAAUCAUCUUAAAAAUCAUCAUUUUGAUGAUCUUAAAUUGUCAUUUUAAAUAUGGUAUCAUCUCAGGCUUAAUUGUACUGAUUUAAUUGAGGUUUAUUUCUGAUUAAUUCUCUGAUACUUGAGGAAAAGAAAUGCUGAAAAGAUAGCUAAAAAUAAUUCAUAUUAAGUCCCAACCCUACCAAUAUGAGAAAAAAAAUUAAGACAUUUAAGAGGAGUUCACAUAUAGCUCAAAGUACUGAAUAAGUUGUGGGUAAUUUUCCAAAAUAAAGUAGUAGAUCACAGCGUAAUUGUAUCGC